Messenger RNA from Verruconis gallopava, 1875 nucleotides. RefSeq lists its product as uncharacterized. NCBI's taxonomy places the organism in Eukaryota, Fungi, Ascomycota, Dothideomycetes, Venturiales, Sympoventuriaceae. The transcript has 5 exons. Bases 419 to 1774 code for a protein of 451 amino acids. The record is from RefSeq and is a predicted model, not a curated record.
GUGUACCAAGUCCUGACAAGAUGCCACCCACGUUUACAUGGAGUACAUGCCUUGCCUGUCGCGGACCUUCGCUAAAGGCUUUGCACGGGAGUGUAAGAAUGUACGCACACGACUCGUGAGUCGCUGAGUGAAGCUUUCUACUUGGACUUCAGCAUUCGCUCUCGAACGUGCAAUUUUUGUGUCCAAGUCGUUCUCCCUGCCGGCUUCGAUCUUUUGUUUCAUUAUCUGCGAAUCAACACCGGCAACUAUACUGGAUAAGGUCGUUGUGUUUUUCAGCCACCCUCGGACUUCCUUUGAUCAACGCGCAUAUGCAGACAGCGAUUGUAGUAUGUGAUUGAAUGGGUUUCGCAGAAGCCUCAAAAAGCUUGCUGUAUCCAACGUUCGAGGUCGCCAUCGUCCUCGAGGCCCCCGAGGGAAUAUGUUCCGGUCGGACGCUCUCACGAUCAUAAGCCACUGGCCGCCUGGAAACUUCGUUGAUCCGAAGACCAGAGGAGAUGCCUUGUAUGUCGUGACGGGAGUAUUCCUCUCCAUAUCGACCAUUUCGCUGAGCGCCCGAAUGUAUUCACGGAUAUGGAUCCGUCGAUAUUUCGGACCUGAUGACGGCCUGAUCCUGUUCGCCUGGAUUGCGUCGUUGGGUGUUGCGGCUUGCUCCAUUCUCGGUCAUCGAAACUAUGGCUGGGACAGACAUGCUUGGGACAUCAGACCGAACCUUUUGCCCAUGUCCUUGAAAGUUUUGUACUUUGCACGGAUUUGCUGGGGACUUGCAACGUCGGCCGCCCGAUUGUCAAUAUGCUUUCUUUACAUGCGUUUACUCAGCCGAAUAGGUGUUGGACCACCGCUGUUUCGACGCAUUCUACACAUAUUCACAGCAGUUCAAGUCGCUCUGGUCUUCGUUUACAUUUUCACCGGAAUUUUUGCAUGUUGGCCGAUCAAGGCUUACUGGAGCUUAGUGAACAUGCCCGGCCAGCACUGUGACGAUGACCCAAGCGUGAUGAAGGCAUGCGCGAUCAUCAACACAGUUUCAGAGUUUAUUCUCGCCUCGAUGCCAAUCAUCGCAGUUUACAAGCUUCAUGUCGACCCAAAGCAACGGUGGACAGUCAUCAUGCUGUUGUCACUAGGCUUCUUGGUAGGCUUUGCGGGCUGCUUCCGUACUUAUUUUCUCUGGAAGUCGGUGAGCAGUCCUACUCUAGAUCUCUCAUGGAUGGCGGAUCCUCACUGGAUGGCUAGCCAGGUUGAGAUCGAUUUGAGCAUUACUUGCGCAUGCGCCGCCCCAUUACGACCGCUUUUCUCGUAUCUAUUUCGAAAAGCCAAAGGACUGCCAUCACAAUUGCCCACCAUACGGGGUAAACGGCCGUCAUUUUCCACAUACGCGAGCAGACGCACCGAGAUGGACUACGACUUCCAACCAGGUUGGAUCGCUCCCAGACCCCAAUAUUUCGACUUGGAGGGUCUACCGUGUGAUGGGUACGGUUACACGGUCAUUAUCACUGGACCCGUGAAAAGACGCAGUAGACUUCACCGAAGAAAGAGCGUACGAGAGACUGAGGUGCAGCAACCUGUUCUACAAAAGCCAGCCGCAGUGGCUCGGGCAAGCAGCACACAGCCGGAUUCCAUAAGGCUCGAUAUCUCGACUACCAAAGAGGUCGACGUACGACACAGCUGGAACUGGCCUAGAAUAAGCCAAGAUAAGUUCAAGCCGUUCGAAAGUCGCUCGAGCGCCUCUGGAGAUAUCGAAAUGGCCGGGAAGAAAGACAAGAGCUGGUUUCAAGACUAGGAUUCUUUCCGCCGAGGGGCGAAUGAACCUUUGUAGAGAGUCAACAAAAUGUGAUACCCCAGAUCGUAGCAUAUGAAGAGCAUCGAGCCAUGAAAAAAAAA